AUGAGUACCAGAGGUACUCGUGGAAGAGGCCGCGGUAGAGGCCCUGGAAGUGCUCGGGCUGGGUCUUGGUCAGUUGGACACCAACAUAAUGAGGAAGCUAGAGAGGCACCAGCUUCACCUAUGGCUAAGAUAGGGUCUCAAAAUCGAGUGGUUAGGGACGAAGUACUCUCGCAAGCAAUGUUGAGGAUUUUAGAAAGGGUCGCUGGGCCUAGUACUGGUACUGUGGACCGUGGGUCAGUUACGGAACGACUCAGGUCUACUAGGGCUAAGAUAUUCAGAGGUAUUGCUGGAGUGGCCCCUAAUGUAGCUGAAUAUUGGCUCGAGGCCACGGAGAGGAUCAUGGAUGACCUCAACUGCACCCCCGAACAGAAACUAAAGGGUGCAGUAUCACUGUUCAGAGAUGAGGCCUACCAGUGGUGGCUUACUGUAAAAAAGGGCACUCAAGCCGAUCGAUUGACCUGGGAGUUUUUCAAAACUACUUUCCAGGCUAAGUGUGUGGGUACCAGUUAUAUGGAUGCCCGUAGGAAGGAACUUCUGAAUUUAACUCAGGGAGAUAGGACAGUGGCUGAAUAUGAGGCUGAAUUUUUACGAAUAGCCGCUAUGCACGAUUUUGCAGCACUGGUUGACAAGGCAAAAAUCCCUGAGAAAGUGAAGCGCACUAAGUGCCAGAACAGAAAGAAAGGCAGAGGUAAGAGGGAUGCUGAGCCCUCAAAUUCAUUUCGGAGGCCUAAGAAAAAGGCCAAAGCUGAUGGGCCAAUCAGAAUUGGGGCCCCUGCUACUGCUACUGGACCACAGUUUUGUGUUGACUGUGGGAGAUGGCAUCAAAGCGAGUACUAA
Molecule: messenger RNA, 837 nt
Organism: Gossypium arboreum
Lineage: Eukaryota; Viridiplantae; Streptophyta; Magnoliopsida; Malvales; Malvaceae
Exons: 2
Coding region: 1-837 (278 amino acids)
Source: RefSeq, a predicted model, not a curated record